AUGGAGUUUUUCAGGAAUUUCCUAUGUGCUAUUGGCGUGCUGGAAUCUACUAAGAUAGAUUUUAUUUUUGAACUUCCCUUAGAAGUAUCGCAAUUAAUUCUUCGCCAUUUAGAUCCAGAAUCUCUGUUAUGUGCUGCACAAGUAUCGCGAAGAUGGUUGCGAAUUUGUAAAUCUGACAAAAUUUUGCAACAGACCGCGAGACACCAUAAGAGAGAAACGAGCAGAAUGAGAAAACAAAUUUUUGGAGAAGAUUUAACAAUUCAUUUUUUAAAAAGAAUACGGGAAUUGAGGAAAGAUGGAAACGUGGCAUGUACGAGACUCGAAGCAGCUGUUUUGUUUGGGACGAAAGUUGCUUCAAAGAUAUCACCAUCAAGAAAUGUAAAAAAAAGUAAUUCUGUAGCUAUAAGAACUCGAAAAUGUAUUAGAAUGUAA
Messenger RNA from Apis cerana (Asiatic honeybee), 432 nucleotides. RefSeq lists its product as uncharacterized. The record is from RefSeq and is a predicted model, not a curated record. Gene Ontology annotation, molecular function: protein binding. Lineage: Eukaryota; Metazoa; Arthropoda; Insecta; Hymenoptera; Apidae.